CUCUGGCCCCGUGCAGGUACAACUUGAAAGGGUGGUGAGGCCGCCACAAACCGGAACUACAGCGCUCCAGGAGCCACAACCUCCACUUCCGGGAGAAGGGAAGUGAACGCUUGACGCCGGACGGGGGGGGUGAGGUCCGCCCUUCGCCGUGACGGCGGCGAUACGCGCCGCGCUUCUGUGACGUCACGGCCAUGGCGCCGUCACGUGCCUCCGGGGCACGGUGAGUCGUCGCUGCCUGUGACGUAGGCGAGCGAGCUUGUCUCUUAUACCUUAGCGUGGUUUCCCAGAUGGGCAGUCCGGGCUCUGCGCCUGCGUGGAACUGACCCUGCGGCUCCUCGUCGCAUCUGCUGACUUGCUGCUCCCCCAGGAUGCCGGGCGUCUCAGCCCGGGGCCUCUCUCACGAGGAGAGGAGGCAGCUGGCCAUGAAGCUCACCCGUGUCCUGACACUCUACCGUUCCAUCCUGGACGCUUACAUCAUCGAGUUUUUCACAGACAACCUGUGGGCCACACUCCCUCGCUCAUGGCAGGAAGCCCUGGAUGGAUUGGAGCCACCCCAGCUGGCCACACUACUGCUGGGAAUGCCUAGGGAUGGGGAGGUGGCAAGGUAUAGGUCUGUGUGGCCACUCACCCUGCUGGCCUUGAAGUCCACAGCCUAUGCUCUGGCCUUCACCCGGACGCCUGGCUUCCAGACCCCCUCUGAGUUCCUGGAGAACCCCAGCCAGAGCUCCCGACUAACAGCUCCGUUCCGGAAACAUGUCAGGCCUAAAAAGCAGCAUGAGAUCCGGAGGUUGGGUGAGCUGGUGAAGAAGCUGAGUGACCUCACAGGCUGUACACAGGUCGUGGAUGUGGGCUCAGGCCAGGGCCAUCUCUCCCGCUUCAUGUCCCUGGGGCUGGGACUGACAGUGAAGAGCAUCGAAGGGGAUCAGAGAUUGGUGGAGAGGGCCCAGCGCCUGGACCAGGAACUCCUGCAGGCUCUGGAGAAAGAGGAAAGGAGGAAUCCGCAGGUUGGCAGAAGCAGCCCCCGCCACUGCCCUCACCAUGUGGUCAGAUGGAUUGACCCCAUGGCCUUGUGCGAGGAGCUUCUGCUGCCAGUAGAGAAGCCAGGACAGAGUCCUGGAGCCCGCUUGCUCCUCACAGGCCUGCACGCUUGCGGAGAUCUGAGCGCCACCUUGCUCAGGCACUUUUGCCUCUGCCCCGAGGUGGCUGCUUUGGCCUCCGUGGGCUGCUGCUACAUGAAGCUCAGUGACCCUGGUGGCUACCCACUGAGUCAGUGGGUGUCUGGGCUGCCUGGCCAUGCACUGCCUUACCGGCUGCGGGAGGGGGCCUGCCAUGCCCUGGAGGAGUACGUGGAACGGCUGCGGGAAGCUGGUCCUGGCCUGCGGACACACUGCUACCGCGCCGCCCUGGAGACAGUCAUCCGACGGGCCCGGCCAGAGCUCCGUCGGCCAGGAGUACAGGGGAUCCCCAGGGUCCAUGAGCUCAAGAUUGAAGAGUAUGUGCAGCGGGGGCUCCAGCGAGUGGGCCUGGACCCCCAGAUGCCACUGGACUUGGCUGCCCUGCGAGCCCACCAGGCCCAGGAGAACCGCGUGGUCGCCUUCUUCAGCCUGGCUCUGCUGCUGGCUCCACUGGUGGAGACAUUGAUUCUUCUGGACCGGCUGCUCUACCUUCAGGAGCAGGGCUUCCAUGCUGAGCUCCUGCCUAUCUUCAGCCCAGAGCUGUCACCCAGAAACCUGGUGCUGGUGGCCACCAAGAUGCCCCUGGGGCAGGCCUUUUCUGUCCUUGAGACUGAAGACAGCUGACACAGUCCAAGGAAGGGGACACGACAGGCCCCUGCAGAAAGCUCCCAGAUGCUUGGGUAGCCCGGAGUACCUCCUCAUCCAGAGCUAGCACUCCACACCCUGCCUGGAACUCUGCUACCCUUGUGUGUCAUAGGCUCCCUCCUUUUUUGUGUGUGAUGUAAAAGUGUGUGAGGUCUGAUUUUUAACUUAUUAAAACAUGGAAGAUU
Ochotona curzoniae (black-lipped pika) is the source of this 2005-nucleotide messenger RNA. RefSeq names its product methyltransferase like 25B (gene METTL25B). Gene Ontology annotation, biological process: rRNA modification. The coding region runs from base 369 to 1799 and encodes 476 amino acids. The record is from RefSeq and is a predicted model, not a curated record. Gene Ontology annotation, molecular function: rRNA (adenine-N6,N6-)-dimethyltransferase activity. NCBI's taxonomy places the organism in Eukaryota, Metazoa, Chordata, Mammalia, Lagomorpha, Ochotonidae. The transcript is spliced from 8 exons.